Molecule: messenger RNA, 2250 nt
Organism: Naegleria fowleri
Lineage: Eukaryota; Heterolobosea; Eutetramitea; Acrasida; Naegleriidae
Exons: 1
Coding region: 1-2250 (749 amino acids)
Biological process (GO): protein deubiquitination
Molecular function (GO): cysteine-type deubiquitinase activity
Source: RefSeq, a predicted model, not a curated record
AUGGCCAACAAAAAGACCCAAAAAACGAAACAAACUCAUUCCAUUGUCCCGAACAACAACAACAACCACCCGAACAACAAGCCAUCGGCCUCUUCGAGUACUCAGCAGAAUCAUUCCAACACUCCAUCUGGAAGUGCGGGAGCGGAGCCGCUCUUGAUGAGACUUUGCAAACAUUGUUGUGAGGAUUAUAGUCAGGCUGUAGAUCCGAAUCGUAUCAAGAAGACUUUCGCUUCUUUCAAGAGCAGUAAUUCGGGAAGUGAUGGUGCGGAAUGUCAUCAUGCUCCAAAAUGUAGUACAUGCAAACAAUUACAAUCGGCAAUUGAAAACGAUGAUUUGUUUUUGAAUUGUUUUAAUGGCCUGUUCUACUGUCCAAAGCAUGCCUUUCAGAAAAAGAAUACUCCUCAUGGAGGUGGUAUAAUUAUUAAUAUUUCAACACUGAAAUGCAUUUGUUUAUCAUGUCCAAGCAACACUGAUAUUGGAUUUACACGAACUAAGAGCGUAUUUCAUUUGAAACAACCCAAUGAUGAACACAUCAAUCGAUUUGUCAAUGUUUUGAAAUACGUCAAGAGUCAAGUUGAAACCAGUUUUGGAGCAGAAUCUAUUUAUACUAAAUCGUUGAAGAUGGAAUUAGAAACUACACCUCCUCGAGAUUAUCAAAUGAUACAAGCAUUGCAAAUUUUAUCACAGAGCAUUGCUGCUAAAUCUGCCACUAAUCAAUCACCAGAUACAGAUGCCAAAUGGAAUCUUCAAAAUAACCAGUAUUUGAGUACCAUGAGAGGAUUAUAUAAUUUAGGCAAUACUUGCUUUUUCAACAGUACUAUGCAAGCAUUGGCUCACACGCACCUGUUAGCAUCUUUUUAUUUGAAUCUUAGUGCUGUUUAUCCUACACUGAAUUUACCUAAGAAAGUAACAUUUACCGACGCAAAGUCUCUGUCAUUUGCAUUGACAUUGUUUUAUAACUCAAUUUACAAGAUUCCACAACAACAAAAAAGUGAAUUAUAUGUACCAUAUAAUCCUAGCAAAUUAUUUGAGGUUGUUUGUGAUAAAUUUCCGUUAUUUAGAGGAUAUGGACAACAUGAUGCCACUGAAUUGCUGAGAUUUUUGUGUUCACAUGUGCGAGAUGAGUAUAUUGACGACUUUAAGAAAAAGAAUACAACUGCUAAUAAUGGCAAUCUGCCCGAGAAUACAUCUACCACAAUAUCUUCUAGUAUCCAACCACCUCCAACAGUCAUUGAUGACUGUUUCAAGAUAAUGUUGAACAGUUCUGUUUUUUGUCAACACUGUGGACAUGUGAGCACCAUCAAAGAAACGGCACACGAUUUGAGCAUUCCAAUCCCCAAGACAAAAGAAAACUUGUACAUGCACUUUAAAGAAUUAUUUGAAAGAGAAAAGAAGACCUUCGAGCAGCAUGCUAUGGUUAAGAAUGGCGAUGAAUCAAGCAGCAGUGGUACUACUAGGAACUCAAUGAUGCUAAAUCCAGAAGAAGUAUUGAACACAAUACCUCAAGAAAUGAACGGUGUGCACUUGUCUCAUUGUCUUUGGGGAUUUGUGACCCAUGAUUUGCUGGAGGGAGAGGAUGCAUACAGAUGCGAAAAUUGUUCACACUUGAUCGAUGAAAACACUGAGCGUAGUGAAAAGAGUGUCAGCAAUGUGUCUACUGAUGCCGCCACCAGUGCUGGAACCACUAAUACUACCACUGCUAGUUCGAUUUCUGAAAGUUCAAACUCUUCCACAACAACAACCACCGCUGACAAUACUCCAAGCAACAAGCCAAAAUACACCCUCAGAAAUGCCUGCAAACAAUUCUCCAUCGCUCAAUUGCCUCAAGUUCUCACGAUUCAUCUCAAGAGAUUUGUGUCCAUGCAUCAAAUGAUUCGAAAAAAGAAGAGAUCCAUUCUCGAUGAUUAUCUCAUGAGUACAGGAGCUCACUCCUUUAUGAAAGAUAAUGCUCAAAUAAUUUUCCCAACAACUAUUGAUAUGGCACCAUACAUUCAUCCGUCACAUCGACAAGAUGAAGAGAAUAAGCAAACUGUUUACGAUUUGUAUGCCAUUGUUGAGCAUAGCGGUACCAUGCAUGAUGGUCACUAUGUAGCCUAUGUUAAACAACUCGUUAUCGAUGGUGGACAACAAUUUAAGAGAGGAGACUGGUUUUACAUUAGUGAUUCACAUGUAAAGAAGGCCAUGAGUGAGAAACAAGUUCUCGCAGAGGCCAGACCUUAUUUAUUGUUCUAUGAGAAACGCAGAAAAUAA